AUGUCUACCGCCAAUAAGACCAUUGCUUUUAAAAUUGCCUCUCAUAGGUAUAGGAAGAUCAAAAAACAAAUUGAGAGGUCAAUUGCUCUCAGUGAUAUGCAAUUCGAGGCGAACUGUAGUAGAAAAAUGUCUAAUGAACCCACGCAUGAAAGUGUAUCUAUAAGUGUAUUUGAUGAGAUUGAACCUUGCAAUACAGAUCAGAGUGGAAGUGUUUCGAUUUCUGAAUCUGAUGCACCUCAUACUGAUGACAGUGAGAAAGAACAUGCAAAUGUGGACUAUGAUAGUACAGAGAUUGAUGAUUCUAUCGCAGAAAGUGAGACUGAAUCUAUUGACUUGCACAGUGAUACUAGUGAUAGCGGAUCAAAUGAUGACUUGCCUGUGGCCUCAAAUAUUGAGUCUUCUGUCGACCAUGAUCCUGUUACAUUUUUGAGCAGCUGGGCAUUGAAAAAUAAUGUGACUCACACAGCACUUUCUGAAUUACUGUCUUGGUUUUCUACCAAACCAGAUAUAUAUCAUUUACCACUUGAUGCACGAACACUCCUGAAAACUCCUGUGAAUUCACGAGUUGAAAAAAUGGGGAAAGGUGAAUUUUAUUACUUUGGCCUGAAAAAAUACUUGGAUGAUAUAUUCAAAAUUUAUCCCACUUGCCUUGAAAUGAAUUUAGAUUUCGGCAUAGAUGGAUUGCCCCUCCACAAAAGCACCAACUUGUCAUUUUGGCCAGUAAUAUGUAAAGUGAAUAUUGAUAUCAAACUAGAUCCAACUAUUUUUACUGUGUCUAUUUAUUGUGGUUCAGAAAAGCCCCCCCCCCUUGAAGAAUACUUUGAGAAAUUCACUAUUGAACUUAAACAAUUGCUUAAAGAUGGCAUAACAGGUAUUGAAAAUAAAAUAUGUUAA
Messenger RNA from Phaedon cochleariae (mustard beetle), 894 nucleotides. Lineage: Eukaryota; Metazoa; Arthropoda; Insecta; Coleoptera; Chrysomelidae. The record is from the annotation of a GenBank genome assembly.